This is a messenger RNA of Mytilus californianus (California mussel), 8229 nucleotides long. RefSeq names its product exportin-7-like. NCBI's taxonomy places the organism in Eukaryota, Metazoa, Mollusca, Bivalvia, Mytilida, Mytilidae. Gene Ontology annotation, molecular function: nuclear export signal receptor activity; small GTPase binding. The record is from RefSeq and is a predicted model, not a curated record. Gene Ontology annotation, biological process: protein export from nucleus. Gene Ontology annotation, cellular component: nuclear pore; cytoplasm. The coding region runs from base 19 to 3324 and encodes 1101 amino acids. The transcript has 30 exons.
UUUGAGGGGAAAACAAAAAUGGCGGAAGAGCAGGAGCUUCUGCAGUUAGAAAAUCUGUGCAAACAAUUGUAUGAAACAGCUGAUACCAAUCUACGCUCUGAAGCUGAGAAAGCCCUUAUACAGUUUGCUGAAUCACCUGACUGUCUGAACAAAUGUCAGUUAUUAUUGGAAAGAGGAAAUUCUCCUUAUGCUCAGUUAUUGGCAGCCACAACUUUGACAAAGCUUGUCUCUCGGCCAAAUUUAACUUUGCCAUUAGAACAAAGAAUUGAUAUACGGAAUUAUAUAUUGAAUUACUUGGCCACGAGACCAAAACUUGUUCAUUAUGUACUACAGGCCUUAGUACAGUUAUUUGCCAGAAUUACAAAACUUGGUUGGUUUGAUGUGCAAGAUGAAGGAUUUGUCUUCCGUAAUGUUGUGUCUGAUGUCACAAAGUUCAUUCAGAGUGGGUCAACGCAGCAUGUUAUGAUAGGUGUACAACUGCUGUCUCAGCUUGUCUGUGAAAUGAAUCAGCUUAGUGAGGCUGAGGCAAGUAGGUCAAUCAACAAACACAGAAAGAUAGCCUCAUCAUUUAGAGAUACACAGUUAUUUGAAAUCUUCCAACUAUCAUGCUCACUUCUUCGUACUGCUGUUGGAAAUCUUAAAAGUAUGAACUUUACAGAUGACAGUCAGCAUGGUUUAAUAUCAAGUGCAUUAAGACUAGCACAUAACUGUCUAACAUUUGAUUUUAUUGGUACUUCCAAUGAUGAGUCUUCAGAUGAGCUGUGUACAGUACAAAUACCAACUAGCUGGAGAACAGCAUUUCUAGACCUGUCAACAUUAACCCUGUUUUAUGAGCUGUAUUCAGGUUUACCUGCAUCUCUCUCAUCAAUGUCAUUAUCAUGUAUAGUACAAAUAGCAUCAGUAAGGAGAUCAUUAUUCAACGGAACAGAAAGAUCACAGUUUUUAAAUCAAAUUGUCGUUGGUGUGCGGAAUAUAUUAGAAAACCCACAGGGUUUAUCAGAUCCUAGUAACUACCAUGAAUUCUGUCGCCUUUUAGCCAGACUGAAAUCAAAUUACCAGCUAGGGGAACUAGUCAAAGUAGAAAACUACUCAGAUACCAUCAAACGCAUUGCAGAAUUUACAGUUACCAGUUUACAGCAAAUGUGGCAGUUUGCCCCAAACAGUGUUCAUUACCUUUUAAGUUUGUGGCAGAGGAUGGUGGCUUCUGUUCCGUAUGUGAAAGCCACAGAACCUCACAUGUUAGAAACCUACACUCCAGAAGUGAUGAAGGCUUAUGUGAUGUCUCGUCUGGAGUCUGUUACUGUCGUAGUCAAGGAUGGUUUAGAUGACCCUUUAGAUGAUUCAGGGAUGAUAACACAACAGCUAGACCAAAUAUCCAGUAUAGGCCGGUGUGAAUAUGACAAAACUUGUAACCUUUUAGUACAGCUAUUUGACGAAGCUGCUCAGAGAUACCAGGAAUUAGUGUCAGCAGGGUCACCUGGGGCUGAAUUAACCAUACAGGAAGGGCGUCUAUCUUGGUUGGUAUAUAUAAUUGGUGCUGUGAUAGGAGGAAGGGUGUCUUUUGCCAGUACAGAUGAACAUGAUGCCAUGGAUGGGGAGUUAGCAUGCAGGGUUUUACAAUUAAUGAACCUAACAGACACAAGAAUAGCUCAGGGAGGUUGUGAAAAACUAGAUCUUGCAAUACUUAGUUUCUUUGAACAAUUUAGAAAAAUUUAUGUGGGCGAUCAAGUGCAUAAAAUGUCUAAGGUUUAUAGAAAAUUAUCAGAAGUUUUAGGACUAAGUGAUGAAUCUAUGGUAUUAAGUGUUUUUAUAGGCAAAAUAAUUACAAAUUUGAAGUACUGGGCCAGGAGUGAGCAGAUCAUAUCAAAAACCUUGCAGCUACUUAGUGAUCUCUCAGUAGGAUACAGCAGUGUUAGAAAACUUGUAAAAUUAGAAGCCGUCCAAUUCAUGUUAAAUAAUCAUACUAGUGAACAUUUUCCAUUCCUUGGUAUUAACACUACCAGCACAACCAUGGCAGACAUGAGAUGUCGAACAACUUUUUAUACUGCCCUUGGCAGGUUGUUACUUGUUGAUCUUGGUGAAGAUGAAGACAAAUUUGACCAGUUUAUGAUGCCUUUAACAGCUGCUUUUGAAGCUGUAGGAAACAUGCUGUCUGAUGUAAAUAUACAACUCAAAUCAGAAGAAGCAAAGAGAUCACUAGUGGGCUUAGCCAGAGAUUUAAGGGGAUUAGCAUUUGCUUUUAACACAAAAACUAGUUUUAUGAUGCUAUUUGACUGGAUAUAUCCAGCCUAUACUCCUGUAUUACAUAGAGCCAUAGAACUUUGGUAUCCACAGCCAUGUGUUACAACACCUAUAUUGAAACUUGUCACAGAGUUAGCUCAAAGCAGAUCACAAAGAUUAAUGUUUGAUGUCUCAUCACCAAAUGGUUAUUUAUUGUUUAGAGAAGUCAGUAAAAUGAUUGUCAGUUAUGGUUCCAGAGUUCUUUCCUUAGGUGAUGUUCCAAAGGACCAGAUUUAUUCAAUGAAAUUAAAAGGAAUAUCUAUAUGUUUUUCAAUGUUAAAGGCAGCUUUAUGUGGGAAUUAUGUGAAUUUUGGUGUGUUCAGACUGUAUGGCGACGAUGCUUUAGAUGAUGUGUUAAAUAUGUUUGUUAAAUUAUUGUUAUCUGUAUCUCAACGAGAUUUAAUGGAUUACCCUAAACUUAGUCAGAAUUAUUAUGGUUUAUUAGAAUGUUUAGCCAAUGACCAUAUGUCCUUCAUCAGUAACUUAGAACCUCAGGUUUUUCUGUAUAUAUUGUCAACAAUAUCAGAGGGAUUAACUGCAUUAGAUACCAUGGUAUGUACAGGUUGCUGUGCCACAUUAGAUACAGUCAUCACAUAUUUAUUUAAAAGACUGACGAGUAAGAAGAAAAAAAGUUCCCCAGGAGCAGUCAGUGAUAGUGAAGCAUUCCUUAGAAUUUUAGAAUUACAUCCAGACAUUCUGCAACAGAUGUUGUCUACAGUGUUGAAUAUCAUUAUGUUUGAAGACUGUAGAAAUCAGUGGUCCAUGUCACGUCCAUUAUUAGGUCUUAUAUUACUUAAUGAAAAUUAUUUCAACAAAUUACGAGACAAUAUUAUAUCCAAUCAACCAAAUGACAAACAACAGAGUAUGGCUCUAUGUUUUGAAAAUUUAAUGAAUGGAAUAGAUAGAUCGCUUUUAUCUAAAAAUAGAGAUAGAUUUACACAGAAUUUGUCAAUGUUUCGACGAGAUGUGAAUGACUCUUUGAAGGCUCCGGGUGGGUCAAGUCCAUCACCGUCACCCUCAUUAGACAUGAUGAAUUGUGGGUGACUAAGCCUGUGAUAAUCAUUCAAUCAUUUCAUCUUGUGUUUUUGUGAAAGGGAGAUAAUUUAACUGAAGAUCAAUGACUGUAUACCUGUUGAAGAUUGUGAUAAUUGUUUAAAUGUCUACAGCAAUAGACACCAGGACUAGAAACUUUGGUUUGGUUUGUGAUAAGGAACAUUGCAGAAAGACUAGAAUUCGGAAUGCUACCAGACACAGUGCAUUCUGAUAUUAGAUAGUUUGGAUGUCUUAGUAUGAAGAUAGAUUUCAGUUUCAGUGUUUUCACAGAUUUUUACUGACUUCAUAGGCACGCUGAUUUUCAUGUGGGAUUUUUUAAAAAGAUCCUAUAGUCCUAGGGACAUACACCAUUUAUAAAAAAUCAUCAUUUCUACUCAGCAAGAUAUAAAAUGAUCUCAUGACUUUAAAACAAUGUAAACCUGCAUAUGUAUUAAAAUACGCUAGAUUGUUUAAAACUGUUCUGUUAUACCACAGUCUUCCAAUGUAAAACUGCCUUGCUUCAUAAUUAAAAACUAUUUAUAUAUAAAUUAAAACCCAUAUCUUUACUUUUGGGAUAAGCAAAUAAAUUAAAAACUAAUUGUGGUUACAAUACAAGGCUUUUUAGUUAAAUUGUAUAUAUUAAUUAGAAAUUGUCUGUCACAUAUUUAGACCAAUUUUUGUCAGGUAAACCUUGUGAGAUUUUAUUCCCAACAAAAGAAUAUAAAUUUGAAAAUCGUAAGCUGUAGUUAUUGAUUUAUUUUUUUGUUUAUUUUCAUGUCUGUUAAUUCACAAAUAAACGAGCAGUGUUGUUUUGAAGUCUAGCAAGAACAAACCUUGAUAGAAAUUUAUCUAAACAGUUAUACAAUCUCAAAACUUGUCUGUUAUACAGCAAAACAUGAAUUGUUAUUUAACUAUAGUCAGACCAACAAAUGUUUCCCACCGAUCUAAUAUUUUAUUGGCUGUAUAUAGUUAUUUUUCUUACUAACUUUAAAACUGUAGAGAUAUUACAACAAAAUGAUUAUAAUUAUCUUUUUGUCAAUUUUUUAUUCAUAUUUCUUAUGAAAUUGAAAAUUGUUCCGAGCGUGUGUGUGCAUGUCUCCUUGCACACAUAAAAUACUCAGUUUGCAAGCACAGAAAAAGGUGAAAAAUGGAGAUAAACUUGGUUUCAAGGGCCAUUCUAAGAAAAAUUACAUGGGAUGCGUAAUGUUUAAUGACAACUUAUAUUGGUUGGAAGGGUCAAACACAGCAGAUUCUCCUUUUCAAAUUUGCAUUAUAACAGAGGGCAUUCUUAUCAAAAUAUUGAAUAACACACAAUAAAAUAAGAUGAAUGUUUAACUUAUAGGUGAACACAGUGGUGGGUUGAAGGUGAUGGGUAUUCCUACUUAAAUUUUUUCAGUCCCUUAAUUUCCUAUCUUGUUCCAUUUGAGAGGCAAUUGGUGCUUGGUAAAUUUUAUUGCCAUGUUGGUUUUAGGUACAUUUGGUGCAGGGAUUCAGAGUAAUAACUAAAGUGCUGAAUAUUAUAUGUGAUAAUAGUGCUAUAUUUGUAAUGAUAGAGAAUGUACUUAAUAUGAAAUCCAUUUCACUUAGAAAUAUACAUUUCACUUGAUAUGUUUUGAGAGCUAUUCAAAUUAAAAGCUGUUCCAUUAAGCAUAUAUGAUGCCCAAGGAAGGCAAUAAAAAGGGGUAACCUUUUCUCUAACAUUUUAAUGUACAAGAUACUAUAAAUUAAAAAAUUUUAACAAUAUUUUUAUUAUUGAGAAAAUUGCAAAGAGAUGGGUGUCGCAAAGAAUAAAAACUCGCAUCUUAAAUUUGAAUAGCAUUAUAUGUGUGCAGUAUUUCCUGAAAUUGCAAUAGCUAAACUCGUGUUUGUGUCAAUCUUUCAACAAUCACAAUAAUAAAUGAACUCAUUAAUUUUUAAAUUAACGGUAAUCUUAACAUCCAACCAUAGAUCAAACUUCAAUGUGCCUUCCCUGGGUCCCAUGUAUGUUUUUGUUAACAUCCCUAACAGUAUUAGAAGGCAGGAUUAAUGAAUAGUCUACAGAUUCAUGUGACCAUACUCAAAAUAAACACUGUGCCAACAAAAUAUCUACAUAAUUUUAGUAAGACAGCAAAGUGAAUGCUGGGCCAAAAAAAAAAAGAAGUUAACUUUCUGGUUCUAGAUAUUAAACUGACAUGUGGUUUUUAUAAUGGAAAUUCAACUGUUUUUCAUGCUUCUCAAAAACUGUAAAAUUUAAAACAGAACAGUGAUUGUUCAUUGAAUUUUUCUGUAGUACAGUGCUUCUGAAUAUGCCUCCACAAAAUCUGGUGUACUUUAACAAUACAUUCCAUUUAAACGUUUUAUAACAGGUAUGAAAGGCACUUUAAAAAAGGGGAGCAACAGCUAAUUUUCAUGUUCACUGAUUUCAGUAGUGCUUUUCACAAAAAUCUCAAAAGUAAAUAAAAAAAUUAUUAAAUGAAGGACUGAAUAUCUGUGACUCAAUCAUGUUUUCUGCUUACCGUUUUAUUGCAAAGGAAAUAAAACCUUUCCCCAGAACCAGUUCCUGUUUAUUAGGGUAUUUAAACUUUUGCAACAUGAACUGCCCCAUUAAAUAAAUACAACAGCUAUUGUUCUAUGUAGACUUUAUAUAAUGAAUCAACUUUCAAUUUCUCCACAGAGAGCAAUAGCUAUUGUAUUUAUUCAAUGGGACAAUUUGUUUGAUAAAUUUGAAUACUUAAACGAACAGGUACUGUUCUUAUAUCUAGGUACUGAUUCUGGGGAAAAGUUUUAUAUCCUUUGCAAUAGGCAUAAUAAUAAAAGAUCAAGACAUUUGAACAAUACUCUCCUGUUAAAAGAACUUUUAGAUAUCUAGAUAAAGACCCAAACUGUUCAAUAGUAAACAGGCACAUUAUUAUCAAUUUAUUGUCUUUAUUUGAUGAGGUUAUUUGAUUCUUAUUGUAUUGCUUUAUAGGGCUGAUAUUUUUAGCUGACAUUUAGCAAUUAACAAUAGAUCUUCUAUAUAAGCUAGAUAAAUUUUUUAUGCAUUUUCAUUCUAAAAAAGUGUAUUUACAUAUGUUUCCCCAAGAAAUUAGUGCCUUGCCUGUAGUACCAUUCAUUUUUGCAGAAACACCUCAUUUGUGCAUGAAAUUGUGCAGAAAAUGAAGUAAAAUGAAAUGUAAAUAAAAGUACAGUGUUACACAUUUCUAAAACGCUAUUGAUUUGUAAUAAAUAAUCUUUUACUGUUAUUCAUUUAUGUAUUAUGUUUAAGUAUAUUCUCUUGAUAUCCAAAAUGACAUCUUUUUUUCUCUCAAUUAAACAAAAGGCAACAUCAUUAAGUGUUUUUUUUUUUAAUAGAAAAUCUUGAUCUUUUGCUAUACAUGUAUUGUAAAGAAAUUUUCCAUAUGAGAAUUUGUUAAAGUGCUUGUCACAAUGCAAAUAUUUAAUUAUUCAUUUCACAAAUAACAUACCUCCUUUGGACUCAUUUAUAAAUUGAAAAGGACAGUUGUUUAUUAACAUUCCACAAUCUCAUUGUUUCGAAGGCCAGUUGACAGAAUGAGAUAGAACCAGGCCUUGCAGUCAUAAAACAUUUAAAUAAGAUUAUUGUACUCUGACUCAGGAAUCAACCAAUCAAAAUACUAAACUUGGUGUUUUUCUAGCACAAAUUUUGUGCUCCUAGUACUGAGCAAAGUUUUAUGACGGAAAUCCCAAUGCCAUUUUGUAUAAAAUUUUCACAUUUUGAAUAAAUUUUGAUGAUUUAAAUAAUGCAACUGUCAUUUUCAAAGUAUAUGAAUGAGCCAAGUUACUACCUACUGAACAAACAAAAACUUGGUAAAAGUAAUCAAAAUGAGUUGCUUUAUGUUAAAAUAUUUUAAUCAGAUGGUGGUGUGGUAGAGAGUAAUGCAUUUAGGUUUUUCUAUUCAUUUUGACUGCUUCAUGUGACUGUAUCAUGUGACUGCAUCAUGUGAUAGGAUAUAAAUGUUUGUAUAUGAAGCGAUACAUUUCAUGUGUUCAUUUCAUAUUGAUUGCAGUUUGUUGUACAAAUUCCGUUGUUUAAUUUAGUAUGUUUGUAUUGAAUGUAUGGUUUUGAAAGUUGUUUAUUUGUUAUUUGUUAAAGCAUGGUUUUGUGGUUGAAUGGAUUUUAAACGGAAAGUAUGUUUUCAUUGACCUUUGACAUUUAAAUAUUUUGUGGUAGGACUUUAAAUUUUGGUUAAAUAUGAAAUAAAAUGUAAAAUCAAAUAAAAAGAAAUAGAGAAAUUAAUUUUUAUUCUACUUCAAAACUAUAUGUAAACAAAACCAGUCAGGAAUUAUUCUUUGAGAGUCCCCUUCAUGAAUCCUAUUUAUUUAUCCUGCCUGGAGUGCUAAAUGGCAGCUAUUAUUGUAAACUGAAAUAAUAAUAAAAAAAAAAAAACACUUAAAAAUUUACCACCAUUUACCAAAUAGGUUUUUGUAAAAUCUUUGAGGUGGGACACAUUGAAAAACCUUUUUUUCCAAUUACUAAGUUAAUAUUAUGCUUAAGUGUUGAUAAAAUCUCAAAUGAACCAUAACUAUAUCUUGAAAUUAAAUUUUUUGUUGCUCACUUAAAAGAAUAUUUUUAUGAAAAAUUUAUGAAUAUUAUUUAUUCAAACAUUGUAUCUGCCGAAUUCGACAAUUACUGAAAUUACAUAUAGGUAUUCAACAAAUUUUAGUUGCUGGACUUGUAAAUGCCAAGUUGCCAACACUGAAUGCUAUUGCUAGAUUUUUCAGUAUUGCAAGCUUAUUAUCAAUUUUUGGUCUUCUCUAUUUUUAAAGAUAACAUUUAAAAGAGACAUUUUCAUGACUGGCAUUAUGUUGUGAGACUAAAUUGAAAAGAAUAAAAGAGAGAUGGAAAUAUGGAUUAUAUUUGAAUGUAUGGGGAAAGGGAUUUUGUUAUGAGCUGGGGGAAAUAAAUUUUUGUAAAACAUG